GUCAGAUUGGUUGUAAAGAUGGUGUCACACUGUCUCUCUCCAGGGGGUGAUGGAAUGGAUAAUAACAAGCACAGGUUUUUAUGCCCUCUGACACACAGACACACACGGAAGUGCUGACAGUAUGCUGUUUAGGGAUUGGCUGGUAGUGAUGUAAUGCCCUCUCAAUAAUGAAUGCCUGAAAGACAGUAUAAGACACUAAGCCAUCUGGGGAGUAAGGGAGAGGGCAAUCGAUGGGCCAGUGAGAGGAAGAGCCGAUGAGAGGAAGAGCCGAUGAGAGGAAGAGCUAGUGAGAGGAAGAGCCAGUGAGAGGAGAAAAGAAUGGCAUAAAGAGGCUACAUUGCAAACAAAAAACUCUUAAUCAUAGUUUCCACCAGGGAAGGGAAGGGUGGAUUAAUCCUGGGGUGGGUUCACAGGCACAGAAACAGCUGAAGCUAUGCAUGGCUUUGUUGUCAUCACAUCUUGCUAUCUGCGAUGAGGCACACAGCGGACUAGCCUCAUAGCCAGACUCCUGGAGUGUGGUAGAGGGAAAUGUACUGUACAUGCCUGAGGAUAUUUCUGUGCUGAGGCCUGAAGUUGUCCCCUUCUGAUGACAUCACUUUAGGUAUAUGAGGAACCCUCCAUCCUGCAGCAACACUUCUUCCUACUUGUGGAUUCAGUCUUCCCACUCUCAGAUUGAUCAAGAGUGAGCCAUCAGCUGGUGUGAAGGGCAACUUGCCACACAAAGCUACGCCAUAAGAGUUCUUGCCAGCUACUCCAUUUAGUGUGUCAACUUCAAGCCUUUAGCCCCAUUAGCACUGCCCCUGUAGCUAUUUCAUUAACAGAGCCUAGCUGAAGAGGAGAUUUCUGGAAGGAGUGUUUGCCUUCGGGGAAACACCAGCUGGUCGAUCUACCUCUCUCUGGGGCUCAGACAGCAGAUGCUCCGUCGGCGAGGCCCAGAGACGCUUGGAUCAUCUCCUCCAUUCCCGGCGCAGACCCCCAGAGAACUCCUCCACGCCCCCUGAGACCAUCCACACGGGGCCCAGCCUGGGAGAUCCAUGGAGGGGCUGGAGGUGGAAGACAUCAGCCCUGCCCUGGAGGCCACGGAGGACUUCAUCCACUGCCUGGAUGGGGGCCAGGGUGGAGGUUGUCAGAGCCAGGCUAAGGAACAACACGGCAUAAGGCAAGCCAAGCUGCAGGAUGUGUCCUCCUCUGCCCUGGGGAAGCUCAGCUCCAGCGGGGUGUGGGGUCUGCUGGCGAGGGAGCAGGUGGAGGUUGGCCCCCGGAGCCUGGCUUGGUCCGACCAGCCCUCUGCCUUCAGUGUGCUGGGCCUGAGGCACGGCAAGAGGAGCCGGGCACGCUCGACCAACGACUUGGCCGCCCACACCAAGGACGGCAACAACACUUCCUCCUCCAACGCAGCCUUCCAACGCGGGCACAACCGCUCCCGCUCCGACAUCAACUACAGACCGUCAUACACUGAUAACGGUCUGCCAGCCGUAGACAAGAACACGCUGAAGAACAUGGCACUGGAGGACCAGAGAGGAGCUCACAAGGACAGCAGCAGUGGCAGCGUGGUGAAGCAGGGGCCGAUGGAGCACCGCGAGGGGCCCAAGGGGCGCUGGGGCGCCUGCCACGUGGAGCUGACCCCCUGCGAGCUCCGCCUCUACGACCUGGACAGCAGCGCCAACCGGCAGCUGGGCACCGCCUACUCCCUGUCGCACUGCCAGAGCGUGGGCGGGCCGCCCCAGGCGCAGGACCGCCGCGUCCUCCAGGCUCUCUUCUUCAACAGCACCCGCCUGCAGCUGCGCGCCUCCUGCCAGUGGGAGGCGCUGGACUGGCGCCGGCUCAUCUGGGAGAGGGUGCUGGCCGCGAGGCCCCCCGCCCGCGCCGACAACCAGCCGGCCGAGGCGCCGCCCACCCCCAUGUCGCCCUCCUCCCCCUCCUCCUCCUCCGGCCUGGACCUGCGGCUCGACGGCGACAGCCCGCCUCCCGGGGAGGAGCCCCCGCCGCGGGCCGCCCCGGCCCGGCCCACCGCCCUGCCCCUCUUCACCCAGCGCUGUGCCGACGUGCUGAAGGCGGGGCUGCUCCACCAGCUGACCGACCUCAACAACUGGCGGGCGUUCACCUUCGUGCUGAGCCGCUCCUCGCUGCGGGCCUUCCCCACCGAGGGCCGGGGCCCCGUGUCCGAGCCCGUCCUCCGCUACCAGCUGGCCUCCUGCCUGGCCGUGCAGCGCCACGAGGACCAGGACGCCGCCACCACUACCUCCGGCCCCGGCACCUCGGCCCGCUUCCAGGUGGUGUUCCCCAGCGAGGUACUGCAUCUGCGAGCGGAAAGCCAACCCAAGGCCCAGGACUGGAUAGAGGCCCUGCGGCGGGCGGUGGAUGUCCAGCGGCCCCAGGGGGAGGACGGGGGGGCGCUGCUGAGGAGCAGGCCGGCCAGGGAGAGGAGGCACAGGGAGGCCCAGAGGGCCAAGCGCCAGUCGGUCACCACCAGCUUUCUCAGCAUCCUCACCUGCCUGGCUGUGGAGAAGGGGCUCACCACCCAAAGCUUCAGGUGUGCAGGUUGCCAGCGCCCGGUGGGAUUGUCUCGGGGCAAGGCCACGGUGUGCUUCUACAGUGGCUGGUACUACUGUCAGAGCUGCCACCAGGACAACCUCUUCCUCAUCCCUGCCCGCCUGCUGCGCAACUGGGACACCAGCAGACACAAGGUGUCGAAGCAGGCGAAGGAGUUCCUGGAGUUUGUGUGGGAGGAGCCCCUGCUGGACGUGCGUCAGCUGAACCCGUGCCUGUACGAGCACAGCCCGGGCCUGGCCGCCGUGCUCCGACUCCGCCAGCAGCUCCAGUCCCUGCGGGCCUACCUGUUCAGCUGCCGUGCUGCCGUCGCCGAGGACCUGCGGCGCAGGAUCUUUCCCAGAGAAUACCUGCUCCAGCACAUUCACCUGUACUCACUGGCUGACCUGCAACAGGUGAUCGAUGGGAAGAUGGCUCCCUUCCUGUCCAAGGUCAUCAAGUUCGCCAGCUCCCACGUGUACAGCUGCAGCCUGUGCAGGGAGAAGGGCUUCAUCUGUGAGAUGUGUCAGAACGGACAGGUCAUCUACCCUUUCCAGGAGAGCGCCACCAAGAGGUGCGAGGGCUGCGGAGCCGUGUUCCACACCGAGUGCCGCCAGCGCGCCCAGCCGUGUCCCCGCUGCGUCCGCAGGGAACUCCACAAGAGGCCCUCCUCCUUCUGGAGCUCUGACGACCACACCCCCGGCUGCUUCGAGCUGCCCUACCAGGACACCUGAUCUCUCCACCCCCCCCCCACACACACACACACACAUGCACGCACACACACAAACGCGCGCUCUGAGACCCGCACGCACACACACACUCUCACACAUAGGACCGUAGGGCAUCCCGUCUCCACCGGGCUGCUAUUUACAAAGUCAAAUGAAGCGUGUGCUUGUGGAGGGUCCCUGGCCCGCACGCGCUGAUGACGACCCCGCGGAGCCAGGAGCGUGUGUGACACACCUGGGGUGAGGAAGCACCUGACCCUUCCCCGGUCUCUCAGGUGUGGAGAGAUGGACACAAACCUUCUACUGAGGAACCUGAACCUUUUCUCCCUGUUUAACCUGGGCUUUCAUCUAUAGAGGGCCUACUACUAGUACUAUGAUAUAUAUAUAUAUAUAUAUAUACACACACUCUCUAAGGGAAAUAAGGCCUAGACCCCUCCAGAAUGACUCUGCAGCUGUAUGUUCUGCCAGCCGACUACACACACACACACACCUGAGGGCAUGACCGGCCCAGACAACCCAGCAGAUGGUUGUGAGCGGAGAGCAACAGCUGGUACCAGAGACUGUAUGAUGUCAUCAUCUGUCUUCAUCUCGAGGACCCGUGUGACCUAGAUAUGACCUCUAGCCCCCCAGACCACCCUGGCCCUCCUGUCUGUCUGCUUGUCUGUCUGCCCAUGUUCUCAGCUGGGUCCAGUGGAUGGGGUUGCUCGUUUGAUUAGCACUGGAUGCUGAUUUAAAC
Osmerus eperlanus (European smelt) is the source of this 3990-nucleotide messenger RNA. RefSeq names its product pleckstrin homology domain containing, family M, member 3 (gene plekhm3). NCBI's taxonomy places the organism in Eukaryota, Metazoa, Chordata, Actinopteri, Osmeriformes, Osmeridae. Bases 1035 to 3263 code for a protein of 742 amino acids. The transcript has 8 exons. The record is from RefSeq and is a predicted model, not a curated record.